AUGAGUACCGCUCACACCGGUAUCACAGAGCAAGUUCUCUCCUACAAGGCUCCUGAUCCGCCCGUGAAGGAGUUUGAACCAGCUCCAGAUCGUGCCCUUUUCGCCGAUCCGGACAAGAAGUCGCUCUUGGCUGCGUGUAAACAGGUCCGCAAGCUGACUCCCUACAUCGGGACGGAGCUGGUGGGAAUCCAAUUGAGCAAACUCACAGAUUUACAGAAGGACGAGUUGGCCUUGUUGGUUGCCGAACGAGGCGUGGUCUUCUUUCGAGAUCAGGACCUUACGCUUGAGCAACAGUAUGCAUUGACUGCUCACUACGGGAUUCAAGAUCGUGAUCCCAACCAACAGGACCCUAAGCAUGUUACAAUCUUGGGACGAAACAGCGAUAUCCGAAAGUACGCCGACUAUGGGGGGGAAUACCAUUCCGAUCACUCUCACGAAGCCAAUCCGCCGGCGUACACUAUGUUACGAAUGAUCCGGACACCUGAGAGUGGCGGGGAUACCGUCUUUACGAGCCAGACUGCGUUGUACGAUAAGUUGAGCCCGACAUUUCAGAGGUUGUUCGAUGGACUACAUGCCGUGCAUAGCUCCGAGAGCAGCUUCGUGAACUCGAUCAAUGGAGGCUACAAGCCAUUCCGUGGCCCUCAGCGUCGCGAACACCCACUGGUUCGCACGCACCCAGUUACUCGCCUCAAAUCGCUCUUCUACAACCCGACCUUCGUCAUCCACAUCCGCGAGCUCAAGGCCCAGGAGUCGAUCCACACGCUGAACUUCCUGCGCGAACACCUGCACGCGGCCGACGACCUGACGGUGCGGUGGAAGUGGGAGCCCGGCUCCGUCGCCUUCUGGGACAACCGCGUGGUCGUGCACAGGGCCAUCCCCGGCGGCUACGACCCUGCAACGAGGGAGGGCAAACGGACCGCCAUCUUCGGCGAGAAGCCCUUCUUCGACCCCGAAAAGAGCCAGACGUUGAGCGAGCGCAUUCGCGGCUUGGGCGGUCCCGAGGCCCAGUACGAGGAGACGAAGAUCUAUUUCAACAGUCCGCACGUUUGA
Cladophialophora bantiana CBS 173.52 is the source of this 1050-nucleotide messenger RNA. RefSeq lists its product as uncharacterized. Lineage: Eukaryota; Fungi; Ascomycota; Eurotiomycetes; Chaetothyriales; Herpotrichiellaceae. The coding region runs from base 1 to 1050 and encodes 349 amino acids. The record is from RefSeq and is a predicted model, not a curated record. Gene Ontology annotation, molecular function: 2-oxoglutarate-dependent dioxygenase activity. The transcript is spliced from 6 exons. Gene Ontology annotation, cellular component: cytoplasm.